Molecule: messenger RNA, 1383 nt
Organism: Staurois parvus
Lineage: Eukaryota; Metazoa; Chordata; Amphibia; Anura; Ranidae
Source: the annotation of a GenBank genome assembly
AUGAUUUUAAAUGAACUGCGGCCUGGUCUGAAGUAUGAUUUUGUCUCAGAAAGUGGGGAAAGUCAUGCCAAGAACUUUGUCAUGUCAGUCACAGUGGACAGUCAGACAUUUGAGGGCUCUGGAAGAAACAAGAAGCUGGCUAAAGCACGGGCUGCUCAGUCAGCUCUGGCAUCACUCUUUAACAUGCAGCUGGAUCAGACCCCCUCCCAACAGCCUAUUCCAAGUGAAGGACUUCAAGUUCUGGCUGAUGCUGUUUCACGUUUGGUUGUAGAUAAAUUCAGUGAACUAACAGAUAACUUCACAUCCCCGCAUGCACGGCGGAAAGUCUUGGCUGGCGUAGUCAUGACAACAGGAACGGAUGUGAAGGAUGCCCAGGUCAUCAGUGUUUCUACUGAAGGAACAAAAUGUAUUAAUGGAGAGUACAUGAGUGAUCGUGGUCUUGCGUUAAAUGACUGUCAUGCUGAAAUCAUAGCACGCAGGUCACUACUUAGAUUUCUUUAUACACAGCUAGAGUUCUUCCUAAGUAGCACUAGAGAAGAUCAUCCGAAGUCCAUUUUUAUGAAAUCUGAGCGUGGUGGAUUUAGACUAAAAGACAAUGUGCAGUUUCACCUGUAUAUCAGCACAUCGCCAUGUGGAGAUGCUCGUAUAUUUUCACCCCACGAGGCUGGACAGGAAGACCAGGGUGAUCGUCAUCCAAACCGAAAAGCCCGAGGACAGCUUCGAACCAAGAUAGAGUCUGGAGAAGGUACUAUUCCAGUGAGGUCCAGCAGUACCAUCCAAACCUGGGACGGUGUUUUGCAAGGAGAGAGGCUACUAACAAUGUCUUGCAGUGACAAGAUUGCAAGGUGGAAUGUUGCAGGCAUUCAAGGAUCCCUGUUCAGUCUGUUUGUAGAGCCAAUUUACUUCUCCAGCAUUAUCCUGGGCAGCCUGUAUCAUGGGGAUCAUCUCUCAAGAGCCGUGUACCAGAGGAUAGCCGAUAUAGAAGACUUACCAUCAUUUUAUAGCCUCAACAAACCAUUACUGAGUGGUAUUAGCAAUGCUGAAGCCCGCCAGCCAGGAAAAGCUCCAAGUUUUAGUGUGAACUGGACAGUGGGAGAUACUGGUCUUGAAGUAAUUAAUGCUACUACUGGCAAGGAUGAGAUGGGUCGAGCAUCUCGUUUGUGUAAACAUGCUCUGUACAGUCGGUGGAUGCGUCUUUAUGCAAAGCUUUCUUCCAACUUGAGAACAAAGAUUGGAAAACCGAACUUGUAUUAUGACACCAAGCAGUCGGCCUCAGAAUACCAAGCAGCAAAAGAAUGCGUUUUCAAAGCCUUUCAAAAGGCUGGACUGGGAGCCUGGGUCAAGAAGCCUAUAGAACAAGACCAGUUUCCUCUUACUGUUUAA